UCCAUUCUUGCGCAAAAUAUGGGCGACCUUCACAGUCUGUUACUUCUACACCAUGUGCGGCAUGUCUAGCAAACUCCCAUCGUUACGGUCCAGCGUCGCUAAUCAAGUCUGAGCAGACAAUUACAAUUGAAACUUCUGGCUUCUUUAUAUCACGCUGAUCGUCAAAUUUGAAAACAACGAUUGGAGAAAGCAAGAAACGACGUCAGGGGCCCAUCAUUCAAGACAAGUUGAACGGCAAGACAAAAUCAGCCAUAAGCUGGUGUGAGCGAGAUGCCGUGCGAUAAUCUGUCGUGUAGCACAGCUGUGCGCGUACAGAAUAUCUCCGGAUUUUUGCAGAUGCUCGAACACGCGUUUGGUCUGCCAACUGCAUGUAUGCUCCGGCUACCCGUGGUUAUCUAUGCUUCUAGCACGGAGCUGUUCUGACACUCUGUCUCACGGAAGUCGACAGCCCGUCGUUCGCAUUUCCGGGAACUCUAAGAGGUAUCCGCCAGAUCUCGAUCGCGUUCGUAUGCGCAUGGCUAGAGCCGCAAGUCUUGGUGUGUCGCAAGAUCCACAAGAUCUGAUCGAAGGGGGCGUUUCCCCGAGUCUUGGUGCAGGAACCAUGGCGGCCCUCUUUCGGCAUCGUUCGUUGCUGAUGGAGAUGACCCUGCUUGUAUAGUUGGAUCUGGGGCCAUUACGGGCCGGAUCGAAGAUCGUAGAUGGCUUGGCUUGGGGCCGGCAGAUGCGACGCGUUUGCCGGGGAGGGUGUCGCUGCUUGAUGCGGUGCAUCCUCAUCUGUCCAAGCCAGAGGCACGACGC
This is a messenger RNA of Trichoderma harzianum CBS 226.95, 798 nucleotides long. RefSeq lists its product as hypothetical. The transcript has 2 exons. NCBI's taxonomy places the organism in Eukaryota, Fungi, Ascomycota, Sordariomycetes, Hypocreales, Hypocreaceae. The record is from RefSeq and is a predicted model, not a curated record. Bases 398 to 658 code for a protein of 86 amino acids.